Molecule: messenger RNA, 1896 nt
Organism: Pestalotiopsis fici W106-1
Lineage: Eukaryota; Fungi; Ascomycota; Sordariomycetes; Amphisphaeriales; Sporocadaceae
Exons: 3
Coding region: 1-1896 (631 amino acids)
Biological process (GO): regulation of cyclin-dependent protein serine/threonine kinase activity
Cellular component (GO): nucleus; cyclin-dependent protein kinase holoenzyme complex
Molecular function (GO): protein kinase binding; cyclin-dependent protein serine/threonine kinase regulator activity
Source: RefSeq, a predicted model, not a curated record
AUGAGUACCGCAUAUCACCCACACAACCCGGCGCUUUCCUCGACCUACAACAGUCAUGUUGCCAUGGCGAGACAGCCUGCUGGGUUGAUCCAAACAACUCGGGCUGGUGCUGCUGGUCUGAAUGAUGCCGUUGCCCAAAUCACCCGGAGCCAACCUCAGCAACAAUCGCAGAUGCAACAGCUUCAGCCAGAGUACCAAUCGCACUCGCAACAACCCCACUAUUCCUCAAAUGUCAACUCUGUAACGUCACUUUCUUUCACUGACAGCUCACGGCAUUCGACCCGAAACUCGACGCCUUCUUCGACUGUCACUGCGACUUCGGCACGUUCGCAAUUCGAGGGCACAAUAUCACGAAGGGAGUCGACCUUGGUUAUGCACAGUCUCAGACUGCCCAGCUGUAUAUCACCAAAUGGUGGAAAUCUGGAUGAUUUUGCCUCUUUGAUGACAUGCUUUUUCUGGUUCGAGAACAUGGAUGUUAUCCAUAGCGCCGAGAAAAUCAAGGAGCGUCCAUUGAAUUCGCCGGUGCCCGCCUUGUCAUCGCUCACACGCCCGGGAAUCAACUACAAAAAAUGGGUAAACAGCAUAUUAACUACGACUCAAGUCACCCAGAACGUGAUUCUGCUGGCUCUGCUCUUCGUGUACAGAUUGAAGAGCCGAAACGCAAAGGUGAAUGGCAGUCAGGGUAGCGAAUACAGACUCCUCACCGUGGCUUUGAUGCUGGGAAACAAGUUCUUGGACGACAACACAUACACGAAUAAGACGUGGGCAGAAGUAUCUGGCAUUGCCGUCAAGGAGAUCCAUGUGAUGGAAGUCGAGUUUCUGAGUAACAUGAGAUAUGGGCUUCUUGUAUCCAAGGAGCAAUGGGAGGACUGGCUCAAGAAGCUGGCCUGCUUCCACGAGUACUGCGAGAGGGCCGAACAAACCGAAAAGGCGGCCAUGGCCCAAAGACAGCGCGCAGAGGCGGCCCAACUUAACAUGUCACCCAGUCACCGUGGCUUCAGCUCUCCCUUACCGUCGCCGACUACCAUGCUCCCAUCGAGCAUGCAGCCCAGUCCGGCCACACUGGCAGCCUACUCACCCAACGCCGCCGUGUACAACACGAACCCGACCCCGAACUGGUCAUACCAGUCUACGCCUGCAAUGUCUCCACUAGCAGCCAAACCAACCCUCGGAUUCCCAACCAAUGGCAGGAAGCGAAGCCUGGAGAACGCAGAGGUGGCGGAACCCGCGCCCAAGCGAAACACGAGACCGACUCCGACGACCAGCGUUCCCGCCUCCCGACAGCUCAGCGGCGCUCCUGAAUCUGGCAGACUUUCUGUACCUCAUCUUACGUUGGACACAAGCCAGGUUAUUCCACCAUCUGUACCUUAUCAGGCCACCCCGAAUUACCCGCAGGCCCAGGCUCCUGUGUCACUGCCACCCAUUGGCACAGGCAUGCGAGCAAUGUCGACCGUAUAUCCACAUGCCACUACGUGGGCCUCACAAGGUCCAAUUCUGGCGACCUGUGGUCCACAGACACCAGCGUUCACGGCUCCUGUACACUUUGGCACACCCACCAAGCGUCACAGCCCAGGCAGCUUGGCCGUUUACAAUUCUUCACCACUAGUGGAGUCAUUUGCCGCAACGCAUACACCAAUUUCGAACUCUCCAUUGGCAUACCUGCAGCAGAGAAACAGUCCCUACAAGCCUGUCCGGCCAGUCAACACGCUUAACUACCCACCGCCAUCGAUUCCUCUCUCCGAGUACCACUUGGGCUCAGCUCAGAUGCACUACCAACCACUUGGUCGACGCAACGUACGAACCGGAAUCGUCCCCGAAUUCCUCCCAAGUGUCGGCGGCGGGCGGCCAACACCUUUAUCCAUGUCUCAGGCUCCGCCUUCGCACUAUCCAGCUUAG